UGUAUCAACUCUUGCCUUGCUCCGCGUCUCUCAGGGACUCUCAGCCAGCUCUCCAUCUGCGGCCUGCUUUAUCGCUCUGACCAACCUUUGCAUGCGCCAACAACCAAGAACCAUGGCCCAGCAACAGCAGAUUAGCCUUCCUGCCAAACUAAUCAAUGGAGGGAUUGCAGGCAUGGUUGGAGUCACCUGUGUCUUCCCAAUAGAUCUGGCCAAGACCCGCCUGCAGAACCAGCGCAAUGGGCAGCAACUGUACAAGAACAUGAUGGAUUGCCUUAUUAAAACUGUCAAAUCUGAAGGGUACUUUGGCAUGUACAGAGGUGCUGCUGUAAAUCUUACCUUGGUAACCCCAGAGAAGGCCAUAAAACUAGCUGCUAAUGACUUCUUUCGCCACCAGUUGAGCAACAACGCUGGCAAGCUUACGGUUUUCAAAGAGAUGCUGGCGGGAUGUUGUGCAGGAAUGUGCCAAGUCAUCAUCACAACGCCAAUGGAGAUGCUUAAGAUACAGCUGCAAGAUGCUGGCAGGCUGGUGGCUCAGCAGAGGGUGAUGCCCAGCGUUGUGACGACGCUGAAGAUGGGGGGGACCAGCGCUGUUCUCAGUCGUUCUUACAACACCGCCCCUAAGCCUCGGGUCAUGCGUAUGUCUGCCAUAGAAAUAACCAGAGAGCUGCUGAGGACCAAAGGAGUUGCAGGUUUAUACAGGGGUCUUGGGGCCACACUGAUGAGGGACAUCCCGUUCUCUGUUGUGUACUUCCCUCUGUUUGCCCAUUUGCAACAACUUGGUCAACAUUCAUCAGAAAAUUCAUCUGUGCCUUUCUAUUGGUCCUUUAUGUCUGGAUGCUUGGCUGGAUCCGUUGCCGCUGUAGCCGUCAGCCCUUGUGAUGUUGUGAAGACAAGGUUGCAGUCGCUCAAGAAGGGACCCAAUGAGGAGACCUACAACGGAGUGGUGGACUGUAUCAGAAAGAUCCUGAGAAAAGAGGGUCCCAGAGCUUUCCUUAAAGGAGCCAGUUGCCGGGCGUUGGUCAUUGCCCCACUCUUUGGCAUUGCCCAAGUUGUUUACUGUGUCGGAGUUGGCGAGUUCCUGCUGGGUUAUAGCCCCUACAACAUCUACUCUGCAUAAAAAAGUCUGUCUCUGGGCCUUUAUGGAGGCUUAUUAAACUGCGAGUGUUGCAAUCUGGGUGAUGGGCCCAGCUCUCUACAGCCGUCUAAACUCUUUAUUUGUAGAGGUCUAGAGAUCAAUGCUAAAGGGACCACAAAUAUGCUGUUCACUGUGCCUUCGUCUUGCUUGUGUUUUGCAACUUUAACUUUGAGAAGACUAAAGUUGGUACUUCCAAGUCUAUGGGCUUCAGUGGAGCUUCCUGCUUCCCUCACUGAGGGACUAUAUUGUGCGAUGAAUGUUUUGCCCAGAAGAAACCAGACCUUUCCCCCUGUUUUUAGAUUUGAGCCAUACCUCUAAAUAUACCCCCACACCAUUUACCCCUUACUGUAACCCUAACCUGCAUACCAUAUCAGCUGUAUUCUCUUGGCAACCAUCAAGUGAUGUCUUGGAACAGCGUUUCAAAAAAAAAACUGCAAGCAUAAAACUGAAAUCUUACUUUCAUCUUUUUUUUUUUUUUUUUUAAAGGUUAGGUCUGGUGCUCGAUCCUGGUCUUUGUAUAUAUUGUAUAUUUAAAGUUGACUGUUUUUCACAUAACUUCUGCCACAAGAUAUUUCUUUACUGGUGUCCUUUAAAUAACCUGACAAGGAAAAAUGAGGAAAGCAGAUUGUUUAAGGGGUCACAGCUUGCAAAGAAAUAAACAUUUGGGGCCUCCAUUCACCAGUUUACUUUUAAUGGCUCUAAGGGGCUUUUGGAGAGAACUUUGUCCAAAAUGUUUUCUUACACAAACUCACACAGGACGGUUUUUGUUGUGUUAAGUUCAAGAAGAGUUAUAGCUGUGUACUUUCCCUGUGCACGGAGGAUCUCAGACUGAAAUGUUCUGUUGAUUUCAUGUGCGGAUAUACGUUGUUUUGUCGUCAAAUGCCAAAUCUGGGAGCAGUGACUCAUGUGUCCUGUAUUUUUACUGUUCACAAUCUGUCCAAGUGAAACGGAAACUUGAAUUUUUCAAGUUUAUGAAAGAGUCACGCGAAUAAAUAAACUGUCAAUAUGCUAAACAAAA
Messenger RNA from Fundulus heteroclitus (mummichog), 2153 nucleotides. RefSeq names its product mitochondrial glutamate carrier 1. The record is from RefSeq and is a predicted model, not a curated record. The transcript has 9 exons. The coding region runs from base 92 to 1117 and encodes 341 amino acids. Gene Ontology annotation, molecular function: L-aspartate transmembrane transporter activity; L-glutamate transmembrane transporter activity. Gene Ontology annotation, biological process: L-glutamate transmembrane transport; aspartate transmembrane transport; malate-aspartate shuttle. NCBI's taxonomy places the organism in Eukaryota, Metazoa, Chordata, Actinopteri, Cyprinodontiformes, Fundulidae.